GGCCCAGUACCUGCAGUACACCAUGAUACUCAAUGUCAUAACGAAAUACUACAACGUGUCGACCCUAGCCGUGAAGGGUACAGCGAUGGUGUUCAACCUGUCGGUGCCGAUAAUGAUAUACCCGUGUACGCUGGUGAUGAACCGCUGGGGUCUCCGACGCACGAUGAUGCUGGCCUCCGUAUCCACGUGCAUCGGUACGUGGAUAAAGUAUUUGGCGACGGCACCCGAUCGGUUUGCCCUGACUAUGCUGGGCCAGACGCUCGUCGGUGGCUGGCAGGUGUUUGUGAUAUCGUUGCCCGGAGGACUCGCAGCGCGCUGGUUCGGCCCUGCCGAAGUCGCCACUGCCACAGCAAUGGGCUACAUCGGCGUUAAGGUCGGUAUGGCGCUCAUGUCCUUUCUCAUGCCGAUCGUCGUCAGGAUGCACGAGAACAUCGACGAGAUCACCGGCGACUUGAGGAGUCUACUGCUACCUCACGCGAUAUACUGCACCUGCAUCGCGGUCUUCAUUUUUAUGUUUUUCGAGGAGGAGCCAAAGUUAUCGCCAAGCAAAUCCAGGGCCCUACAAAAGCUCAGCAAAGCCGAGGACACCAAGUUCUGGAGUUCUCUUGGUCGGCUUUUCAAGAACAAGAAUUACUUUUUACUAUGGAUGGCACAAAAUUUACUUGUUGGCCAAUUGAUGGCCGUGACUUCUUCGAUCAACGCGUUUUACAUGAUGCAUUUUAAGAACGGGGAGAGAGACGUGGGCAAAGUCGGGUUGAUCAUUAUUUUGAGUGGACUCGCGGGGGCUCUACUCUUCAGCAGAAUCUUGGAUAGGACUAAAAAAUUCAAAGUCAUAGCUGUUUCUCUGUAUGCGGGAUGUAUUUUGAGUCUCGUAACGCUUGCGACUUGCUUUUACUUCGAAGUGAAAUGGGCUAUUUUCGCAGCAGCUGGUAUAUAUGGAUUAUUUGGCUUUGGCUAUAAUCCAAUCAGCUUCGAAUUAUCCGUCGAAAUAUCGUAUCCAGUAUCGGAAAGCUUCAGCAUCGCAGUUUUACUACUGGGAAAUCAAUUGUUCACUGCCUUAACGAUAACGAUUUCCGAUAAACUACUGUUAUACUACAACGACGUCGUGGCGUACGUAUUUUUUUUUGUACUGUUACUGAUAGGAUUUAUUCUGACGUUAUUGACGGAGGACGUGCGGCAAAGACAAACUGCAGGUAACGAUAGCUUGUCAAAGAGGAAUGAAUCAAGUUGAUAAUACAUAUUUUACAGUGUAAAGACAACAGCAGAAAG
Messenger RNA from Copidosoma floridanum, 1269 nucleotides. Its product is annotated as putative MFS-type transporter C09D4.1. The record is from RefSeq and is a predicted model, not a curated record. Lineage: Eukaryota; Metazoa; Arthropoda; Insecta; Hymenoptera; Encyrtidae. Gene Ontology annotation, cellular component: membrane. Gene Ontology annotation, biological process: heme export; transmembrane transport. Gene Ontology annotation, molecular function: heme transmembrane transporter activity; heme binding.